Molecule: messenger RNA, 1411 nt
Organism: Lineus longissimus
Lineage: Eukaryota; Metazoa; Nemertea; Pilidiophora; Heteronemertea; Lineidae
Product: cysteine-rich venom protein latisemin-like
Exons: 11
Coding region: 16-1395 (459 amino acids)
Cellular component (GO): extracellular region
Source: RefSeq, a predicted model, not a curated record
UACUCUUCACCAACCAUGGCUUCCGAGGCGUUCAUCGUAUUUUUGACUAUGGCCGUUGUGGUUUUUGGUCAAAGCAAAGACAAAGGUUUUACAAAUGAGGAGAGGCAGUAUAUCUUAGAUCUUCACAACUAUCUGAGAAUGAAAGUGGCUACAGGAAAGGAGAGUAACCAACCCCCUGCUGACUACAUGAUGGCCAUGGAAUGGGAUGACCGUUUAGAGGAAAGAGCACAGAAAUGGGCUGAUGGCUGUCCAACAUAUCACAGCCAAGACGGCUCAUGGUACAGGAAGGUCAAACCCUACGAGACGGGAGAGAAUCGUGUCGAAGGCAUGUUGUAUGCUAAUUUUGAAAAGGCUAUCGCCGAGGGCUGGUAUGGUGAAUACAAAGGAUACCACUAUAAAUCAAAUUAUUGUUCCAUGUCCAUGUGUGGACAUUAUACGCAGGUAACUUGGCAGAAUACUACCCUGCUGGGUUGCGGUUGGAACCGAUGCAAAGGGCGAUCACCGGUCAUGUUCUGCCAUUAUGGGCCAACCGGUAAUAUCUAUCCAUCUUAUGGAAACUCACCAAGGCGGCCAUAUCUGGUGGCGGCAAAGGGAGCACAGUGCAAAAAGUGUCCCAUGGGUUUUGAGUUGUGUAUGAACAAUGGACUUUGUGCUGCACCCUCAGCUUGUGCGAACUCCGCUUCAAAAUGCACCUGUCCAAUCACAUCAUGUAAAAAUGGAGGGAAGCUUGACAAGAAGAAGUGCCAAUGUAAAUGUAAGCCAGCUUGGGAAGGCACACACUGUGAGCGGCCGUGUAUGGACACGUUCGGCUGGUGCAGCAUGGCUUCUAACAAGGCAGGUUGUGUCUGGGACAGCAUCAAACACGAAUGGGCGACUACCGUAUGUAGGAAGACAUGCAGUGUUUGCGGUUUAACACUUGACCGUGACGAUGGAAAAUCAAACAAGAACGGAAUCAAAUCUAACGCCCCCAUUACUAAACCAAAGAACCCGAAGAAAACAGGUGGUGGAGGCAAGCCUGGUGCUGCAAAGUGCCCCAACAAGGCAGGAGAUGAUGAGUGUGAGGGCUGGGCAGCUGAAGGCCAGUGUAAAGAAAACCCUAGAUACAUGAAGAAGAACUGUGCCAGGUCUUGUAAUUCAUGCCCAGUGUGCAAGAAUAUCAACGGUGAUGAUGAUUGUGACCCAUGGGCAGCCAGCGGUGAGUGUCAGAAGAAUGUGAAGUGGAUGAAGAAGAACUGCGCGAAGUCAUGCAAUGCGUGUGACGAGGGAGGCAAGGGAAGUGAGUGCCGCAAUGUCUAUCCAAACAGACAGAGAUGUGAUGACUGGGCUAGGGUCGGAGAAUGUAGUAGAAAUAGAUGGAUGAUCUACAACUGCGCCAAAUCAUGUAAUUCUUGCUGAAAUUUUUGAUUAAAUU